AUAAUAGUAACACAACCCGAUAAUAACCCCGUGUACGUAUGUGUGUCGGUCCAGUUAACUUCCGGUUUAAUGUUUGUGUCUGGUGUCCGACCCUAGAGGGCAGUAGCGACUGUCUCCAUCAUCUAUCCCGGCUGACCCGCGCAACUCGCGUGUGAAGAGCAUUAUUUAAAGACAGUUAACAUCUGAGGCACAAUGAGCGUUGACGUGAAGAAACUGAAAGUAAACGAGUUAAAAGAGGAGCUUCAGCGCCGCGGCCUGGACACCAGAGGCCUGAAGGCGGACCUGGUGGAGAGGCUGAAAGCCGCUCUGGAGGCUGAAGCUCAGGCUGAUGCCCCAGAUCAGGGAGAGCAGGACGAUGAGUACCUCCAGGACACCCAAGACAACGAAGAUGAAGAAGAUGACGAAGAUGUAGAAGAUAUAGAUGAUGGAGAGGAUGAAGAACAGCAAGAUGCAGAAGCAGAAGAAGCAGCUGAGGAAGAUGAGGAUGAAGCUGUAGCUGAAGGUGAUGGGGAUGGUGAUUUUCCUCAAGAGGAAGAUGAGGGUAGAGAUUCAGGUGGGUACUAUGAGGACGAGGAGCCAGAGGGCGAGCCUUAUGAAAGUCAGCAGACCUCAGACUCGGGUCACAGCAUUCCCGACUUCACAGCAGAUGUUGACAUACAGAAAUCUGAGAUGAUGCCUGAGGAAGAGACCAAGCCUGUACCAGAGCCAGAGGCGACUGUUGAGGAGCAGAAAGAAGUCAAGGUGGAGGUCAAAAUUGAAGAUAACCCUGAGGCUAUUAGAGAGGGACAGCAGGAUAAUCGUGGGACUGAACGGGAGCAUGGACAAGAUGCUGCAGCUCAGGCUGAAGAAGUCAAGGUUGAAGGUGACAAAGGUGGACACCAAAGCCGCAAGAGACCGUAUGAGGAGAACAGGAGUUACAACUACUAUGAGCAUCGUGAGGAAAAGAGAUCCCGAACACCACAGCCCCCUGCUGAAGAUGAGGAAGAGAACAUAGAUGACACGCUUGUCACAAUCGAUACAUACAACUGUGAUCUGCACUUCAAAGUUUCCCGGGAUCGCUACAGUGGUUACCCACUGACAAUUGAAGGCUUUGCUUAUCUGUGGGCUGGAGCACGAGCUUCACAUGGUGUCACUCGCGGCCGCGUGUGUUACGAGAUGAAGAUCAAUGAGGAAAUUCCUGUAAAGCACCUGCCCAGCAGUGAGCCCGAUCCCCAUGUGGUCAGAAUUGGAUGGUCACUUAACUACUGCAGCACUCAGCUUGGCGAGGAGCCCUUUUCCUUUGGUUAUGGAGGAACUGGAAAGAAAUCUGAAAACUGCAAGUUUGCAGACUUCGGUGAGAAGUUUGGGGAAAACGACGUCAUCGGUUGUUACAUCGACUUUGACAGUGGUGACGAGGUGGAGAUGGGCUAUUCUAAAAAUGGAGUGUCGUUGGGCGUGGCUUUCCGGACAACCAAGGAGGCGCUGGCAGGUCGUGCCCUGUUCCCUCAUGUCCUGGUGAAGAAUUGUGCCGUUGAGUUUAACUUUGGACAGAAGUCGGCGCCAUACUUCCCCCCACCAGAGGGUUACACCUACAUCCACAAUCUUGAGAUGGAGGACAAAAUCAGAGGCACUAAGGGACCUGCCACCAAAGCUGAAUGUGAGAUCUUGAUGAUGGUUGGCCUGCCCGCCUGUGGAAAGACAACUUGGGCCAUGAAGCAUGCAGAGGCCAACCCUGAGAAGAAGUACAACAUCUUGGGCACCAAUGCCAUCAUGGACAAGAUGAAGGUGAUGGGUCUGCGUCGUCAGAAGAACUACGCCGGGCGCUGGGAUGUUCUGAUCCAGCAGGCCACCCAGUGUCUGAACAGGCUGAUCGAGAUCGCUGCCCGCAAGAGACGCAACUACAUCCUAGAUCAGACAAAUGUAUAUGGAUCAGCAAGGAGACGAAAAAUGCGUCCUUUUGAAGGUUUUCAACGCAAGGCUAUUGUAAUUUGUCCCACGGACGAGGAUUUAAAAGAACGAACAUUAAAGCAAACCAAUGAGCAGGGGAAGGAUGUGCCCGAUCAUGCUGUUUUAGAAAUGAAAGCCAACUUUACUCUUCCUGAGGCUUGCGACUUCCUGGAGGCAGUGACGUACGCUGAGCUGCAGUGCGAAGAGGCUGAAACUCUGCUGAAGCAGUACAAUGAGGAGGGCCGCAAGGCUGGCCCACCCCCUGAAAAACGCUUUGACAACAGGCAGGGUGGGUUCAGGGGCCGCGGCGGCGGUGGAAGCUUCCAGCGUUAUGACAACCGUGAUGGGCCCCGCAGUGGCUACCAGAACCGCAGUGGAGACGGAGGCAGUGGUUACAGAGGAGGCUACAAUCGUGGCAGCUAUAACCAGAACCGUUGGGGAAACAGCUACCGCGAUGGAGGCUCUGAUUCACGCAGUGGCGGAUAUAACCGCAGCCAGCAGUCAGGAGGAAGUUAUAAUCGCUCUGCCCCGUACAGCAAGGGGGGAUACAACCAGGGCUACAACCAGAGCUACAGUCAAGGAUACAACCAGGGCAGCUACAACCAGAAUUACUACAGCCAGUACCCAGGAUACAGCCAGAGCUACAGCCAGAGCUACAGCCAGACACCUGCCGCUGGACAGACGUACAACCACCACCAGCAACAGCCACAGCAGCAGCAGCAGGCGCCGGCGCCACAGCAACAACCACAGAGCUACAACCAGCAAUAUCAGCAGUAUGCUCAGCAGUGGCAGCAGUACUACCAGAACCAGAAUCAGUGGAACCAGUAUUACAGCCAGUAUGGCAGCUACCCUGGACAGGGCAGCCAAGGCUCAUCUUCUGGUUCCCAGUAGCUCCGCCCUGCACCUCUACCUGCAUCCACCUGUGUCCUAAACCCUCUGACCUCUGCAGCAAGUCGAUUUUGUACAGUCUCACAUCAAGUCCCCAAUCAUAACGGUCUCUGUCGGGUUUAACACAGUAGCCUUCAUUCCUCACCAAUCAGUGUACACUUAAAACUGUAUACAGUUUGAUGUCUUUUCAUUUUUUUUUUUUUUUUUUUUUUUUACUGAAUGAAGUCUUACCCUCCGCAGUGACUGUGAGGUGGUAGAUGAUAGGUAUCAAAGCAUUUAAUGAAUGUUAUCUAUUAUGCAUUGAAUGUGGACGUCUGUAGAACUGCGAACUCCACAUUUGCUACAGAUUGAAGAGGUUAUUGUAUAUUUUCUAGGAUGCAUAGUGAGGAAAAAGUUACAAGGCAGGAUAAAUACAGCAAGGCCUGAAUAAUUUUGCUUGUUUUGAGAAGCUUAACAAAGAACAAAAUGCAUGCUUUUUACCUUCAUGACCCUUUUUCUCCUGCUCUUUAAUUUUCAGUUACGAGUGAGCACAUUUUAUUUACUCCAAUAGAAUUCAUACAUCAUUUUUUUUAAUAGGUGUUGUUGAUACUGUAGUAUUUAAGCGUUAAUUGAGUCUUUGAUUGAGAAAAAUAUUUUGCCACUCCUAGUAGUUACGUGCAGUUUUUUUUAAAAAUCCCUUUGUGAUUGGUGUUUAUUGAGUCCAGUAGUUAAAUCUUGUUGUCAAACCCAUUUUUUUCUACCUGGAAUUGAAAAUCUGACUGACCAGUUACCCAAGCUGUCUUCUUGCCUUUAUACAAUAAAUGCAAUUGUAUACGCCG
This is a messenger RNA of Acanthopagrus latus (yellowfin seabream), 3632 nucleotides long. RefSeq names its product heterogeneous nuclear ribonucleoprotein U-like 1 (gene hnrnpul1). Gene Ontology annotation, molecular function: protein binding. The record is from RefSeq and is a predicted model, not a curated record. The transcript has 16 exons. Lineage: Eukaryota; Metazoa; Chordata; Actinopteri; Spariformes; Sparidae. The coding region runs from base 193 to 2817 and encodes 874 amino acids.